GAGCUAGAGAUAGGGUCCGAAACCGAAAACCUCUGACCAUUACGGACAUUUUCUUUUCAAGUUUUGAGAUCCAUAUUAAGCUGCUUCUGCAUAUGGCAUGGGGACGCAUUUUUAAGAAACCGAUGAGCACUGUUUUCCAAACGACGUCGUUUAAGUUGCCACGAUGAGAAGCAUCAACAUCGAUCACAGAAGUCCAGAAUGGUCCUCCAUCUACAUGCACGGUACAAUGCAGCUCUUAGCUGCUCAUCUCAUCGCUUCUGAAAUUGAGAAAUUCAGUGCAAUGUUCUUGGGGAAAAUUAAGGAGUAGGCGAGGGCCUUUGAUUUUUAUAUUCUUGAUAGUUUAGGCUUCCCCUCCCUUGAGCAUAGUUGAUGGUGAAAUAAGGGUUUAUCUAGGGAAAUCAUGGACCUGGGGUGUUGUUGAUGCUAGUGGGUAUGGGUUUGUGUGUGUUGACAGUAAAAGAGAGAGCCGAGAUCGAAGAAAAGAGGCUACUUUAUUUUUGGCUUGAAGGCUUAGUUUCUUAUGGGUCACAGGCCUACCGGGCCGAUUGCCAGACGUUCAUCGGAAGGUGUCUCUUCCAAGUUCCAACGUUAAAACAAAAGCAAAAGGAAGAAAAAACCGAAAGAAAGAAAGAAAGAGAAGAAACAAUGAAGAAUGCUGCCUUCAAUCUUGACAAAAACACAACAAAACCAUCAUCAUGGAUCAAGAAAAAACAAACACAACCUCUCAAAUCUCCGCUUUCUCUCUUACUAAUUCUCUCUCUCUUCCUCUUUAUUUUCCUUUUCAUCUCCUUCUUUAAAAUAACCCCCAAUUCACUUUUCUCCAAAACCAUUACAAAUAAUCCUCUAAUCUCGCAAUGCACCAAAUUCCAAACCCUAGCCCUAGGAGAGAAGUUCCUAUGGUAUGCACCACACAGUGGGUUCAGCAACCAGUUAUCAGAGUUCAAGAAUGGGAUUUUAAUGGCUGGGAUUUUGAAUAGAACCUUAAUUGUGCCUCCUGUUCUUGAUCACCACGCUGUUGCUCUUGGUAGUUGCCCUAAAUUUAGGGUUUUGGGACCUAAAGAGAUUAGGGUUUCAGUUUGGGAUCACGUUCUUGACCUUGUUAAGACUGGCAGGUAUGUCUCUAUGGCCGAUAUCAUUGAUAUUUCGUCUCUGGUACCUUCUUCCAUUCAAGCGAUAGAUUUCAGGGUUUUUGCAUCGCAAUGGUGCAAUGUGAAAAUGGAUUUCACCUGUUCAAAUGAUUUAAAUGCUCAGUCUUCUUUGUUUGAUAGCCUCAACCUGUGUGGAUCUAUACUGUCCGGGAUUGAUGGUAAUGUAGACAAGUGUUUAUAUGCUGUAGAUGAAGAUUGCAGAACCACUGUUUGGACUUAUAAGAAUGGUGACGAGGACAGAGUGUUUGAUUCAUUUCAACCUGAUGAACAGCUAAAGAAGAAAAAGAAAAUUUCAUAUGUUAGGAGACGCCAGGAUGUAUACAAGAGCCUUGGACCUGGUUCUGAAGCUGGAUCAGCCACUGUCCUCGCAUUUGGAAGUCUUUUCACUGCUCCAUACAAAGGUUCGGAGCUCCAUAUUGAUAUCCAUGAAGCACGAAGGGAUCAAAGGAUACAAUCUUUGAUUGACAACAGUGAAUUUCUUCCUUUUGUCCCUGAAAUCCUAAAUGCAGGGAAGAAGUUUGCUUUAGAGACCAUAAAGGCUCCUUUUCUUUGCGCGCAGCUCAGGUUGUUGGAUGGACAGUUUAAGAACCACUGGAAGGCUACAUUUCAGGGCUUAAAACAAAAGCUAGAAGUUUUAAAGCAGAGUGGAUCUAAACCUAUACAUAUUUUUGUAAUGACUGAUCUUCCUCAAGGUAAUUGGACCGGAAGUUUCUUGGGGGACAUGGCUAGUGAGGUUAACCAUUUUAAGCUAUACUUUUUGAGAGAAGAAGAUGAGUUGGUCAAGAAAACAGCAAAGAAUCUUGCGGUUGCUGGGCAUGGCCUGAGGUUUGGAUCUGUUCCGAGGAGUCAUAAUGGAGAGAGCAAGAUGAAGAUGAAUUGUCCACAUCAGAGGUUAAUCGACAUACUUUUGUACAUAGAGAAAAGUGUUUGUAGCUGUGCUUCCCUUGGUUUUGUUGGGACUGCUGGGUCAACUAUUGCCGAGAGUAUAGAGUUGAUGAGGAAAUCUGAUGUAUGUUCUAAGUCCUAGUCUAACUGCAACAUGACAGUUGGUCCUGGUUGUUAGAUUGAUGUAUGCCUGGGAUGGGUUUCUUUUGAUCCCAGUUGACAGCAUCGCAAGCGUGAUGAAUCUGAGUUUCCGCAUGUAUAUUUUUCAGCAAAACAAGUGUUGGUGCCAAUCUUAUGCAACCUUGUUCUAUCCUAUGAUUCUCAGCGACCCAAAGUGCAUGCAAGAGUAGAACCUUUUUGUCUAUGAAGAUUCAACUCCUACACGGGAAGGAUUUUUCUGCAUUCCAUUUCAAUUAUGCCGGUUUAAUUUCUAUAUUGCUUUCAGAAAAGAGAGUCAUCCAUAAAUGUAAGGAGGCGCUUGAAAAUUUUGAUAGGUAGUUUUACUGCGCUGAGAUCAAUUGUAAUUGUAACUUAAGAAUGCAAGUCGGAUAGUUUAAUAAACACAGAGGGUUCUUCGUA
Molecule: messenger RNA, 2612 nt
Organism: Populus trichocarpa (black cottonwood)
Lineage: Eukaryota; Viridiplantae; Streptophyta; Magnoliopsida; Malpighiales; Salicaceae
Product: O-fucosyltransferase 30
Exons: 3
Coding region: 421-2175 (584 amino acids)
Source: RefSeq, a predicted model, not a curated record